GAACGAUUCGUUCAUGAAUCGGACAUCGCUACUGCUCACCCACAAGAGAAGAAGAGCAGUUUAUAGCAUACUCACAUCAGCGAAAACAACAUCAGUAGUACACAAUUUCAUUUCACCGGUAAAUGCCUGAAGAUUCAACAUGGUUUGCGGAGGAUUUACUUGCUCGAAAAACGCCCUCUGUUCUCUAAAUGUAGUUUAUAUGCUGGUGGGUCUCCUGUUGAUUGUCGUAGCAGCAUGGGGGAAAGGCUUUGGCAUUGUCUCCAGCAUCCACAUCAUCGGUGGCGUGAUUGCCGUGGGCUUCUUUCUGCUACUGAUCUCCAUUGUGGGGCUCAUUGGCGCCGUCCAUCAUCACCAAGUCAUGCUUUUCUUUUACAUGGUCAUUCUCUUCAUUGUCUUCCUCUUCCAGUUUGGAAUUUCCUGUUCUUGCCUGGCCAUGAACCAGGGUCAGCAGGAGAAGCUGCUGAACUCGUCCUGGAAAAUAAUGAGUAACGACACGAGAAUCAGCCUUGAGAACAAAAUGGACUGCUGUGGCCUGUUCAACAAUACUCAGACAGAUUUUGUAUCUGACUUACACCUCUGUGAAGCUCCAUGUGUAAAAAAGAAAUCCUGCCUCACCUGUGGUGAAAAGAUGCUCCAACAUUCAUCAGAAGCUCUGAAGAUUCUGGGAGGAGUCGGCCUCUUUUUCAGCUUUACAGAGAUCUUAGGAGUUUGGCUGGCCAUGCGCUACAGGAACCAAAAGGACCCGAGAGCGAACCCCAGUGCUUUCUUAUAGUCUCUCAGACCGUCUGUCCUAAACUACGUUUAGUGUAGUCCAGCUAUUCCAGUUCCCUUUUGCACAGGUAGAGUGAAGCGCACCAAGAGACAUUUAAAGCGUUAAACACAACCACAGAUCCCAGACACCGCGUUCAGAACACACAAACCAACGCACCACACUGCACAUACAAACACAUUCAUUUUAAUGAUAGAUCUGACCCAUUUUCCACACAAGGUCUGCAGAGGGCUAAUUUAAACCAGCAGGAGGAGGUAUCAUGUAUGAUAGGAUGCUCGUUCUGGCACUUCCCCCCCUAUCCUUGAUGUGAGAAGCUCUUCCUGUUCUGUGUAUGCAAACCGAAAAUCUGCAAUGUAAAAGCCAUCGAUGUCUGCAUGUUCAUAGCCUCAGAAUUGUUUCCUGUGACAUGGUCAGCUCUCUUAUGUACACAUAACCAGGUGUGUAGUGCUGAAAUAGUUUCAGUGUAACAGAAAGUUAUCCCACAUAAACUAUAUUAACGUUUAGUAUCAGUUAAUGAGGUAGUCAGGGUGAAAUUCUGUCACGUAUCUCCCAGAAAUGUCUUGAAUGAGUGCAGACCUGAUAAACACCGGUGUUUUGUGCAAUGCUUUAUGGAAUCCGUCUCAAUGAGGUGACCAGUCCAGCCUAUGGGAUAUUAGUUUAGGAAUUAGAUGUAGAACGUGAAUAUUUAAAAAGAUAAAAAACUUGUGUAACUGAGCCAUGUGAAUGGGAGGAUUUCCCCUGCCGACGGACUGCAGCCCUCCUGUUGUACAUAGUCUUUACCGUGACAGGGUCGAUGUUCACCGCUUUUCCAUCCUUAUUUAAACCACGGAGACCCUACCACCUCAGCCGGGUCUCGCUAUUCUCACUGGACUUUUGAAGUUCUCGAUUUCCUUUUGAAGCUUAGUAUUACUCAAGGAGAUGGUGUUUUAAAAUCUUAUGCAUUGUUUUGUGGAUGUUUGUGUUGAAAUACUCUCGGCGUGCCAUUUAUUUGCAAUCAUGAAUCGCUUCUUUCUAGCUAUUUUAAAGUACUAAUCAGGUCCAUAAUUUUAGCACUGAAUAAUGUGCCAUUUCAGUUAAAUCCUACUUAUUUUGUGUUUUGCCAAAUCUCUCUUGUUUUUGUUUGGUUGCGCUUCAAAUUUUUUCUUGUUUUGUGCUAAAAGUGUUAAGUUGCCAUUCAAGUGUGCGUUUUUUGCAAUGUUGAACAUUGUUAUUGUAGUAGAUAGAUCAUUUGUAAUACUUUACGUGCACGUGCAUAUGUUGAUUCCUUAUGUCUAGUAUGUUCUUGUGUUAAUUUGCUUACUCAUAUUAAUAGAUGAACAUAUUGGCUAAUAUUCAGUCUUAACCACUUUAGUUUCCGCCCCACAUGAUCGAGAAAAUGGGAACACUGAACCAUCACUCAGUACAGCUCAAAUGUGUUCUGCUUCACUUGGUCAUGGUAUUAUGAGUGUUUCACUGAUGGAUUUUGAAGAGGUGAAAUCAAUGUCUGUGCUAUAAUAGUUAUUUAUUGCCAUUGUGAGAAGGCCGCAGUACCCGACUCGGUGAGCUGUAAGCACCAUUUUCCCUGGAUUUGCCUUGUAUUUUUGAAACUGACUUUUCCAAUUAAAUAUUCUUAGAUCAA
Messenger RNA from Ctenopharyngodon idella (grass carp), 2387 nucleotides. It is a transcript of the gene tspan31, whose product is annotated as tetraspanin 31. The transcript is spliced from 6 exons. Gene Ontology annotation, cellular component: membrane. The coding region runs from base 140 to 772 and encodes 210 amino acids. The record is from RefSeq and is a predicted model, not a curated record. NCBI's taxonomy places the organism in Eukaryota, Metazoa, Chordata, Actinopteri, Cypriniformes, Xenocyprididae.